Messenger RNA from Sphaerodactylus townsendi, 1826 nucleotides. Its product is annotated as hereditary hemochromatosis protein homolog. NCBI's taxonomy places the organism in Eukaryota, Metazoa, Chordata, Lepidosauria, Squamata, Sphaerodactylidae. The record is from RefSeq and is a predicted model, not a curated record. The coding region runs from base 1 to 1617 and encodes 538 amino acids. The transcript is spliced from 7 exons.
AUGAACCAGCUGCGAUCUUGGUGGAAUAAAAAAGGUGUCUCUCAUCAGGAGCGGAGCGAGGGCUCGCCAGCUUCCUCUCAGCCCCGUGACUUGCACACCCACAAGAACAGGGGAGAUUGCAGAGGAAGAGUGCAGCGGGAUUUCUCUACAGGUGCUUGCUUGUGGAAGGAAGGCUGCGGCUUAACGUCACUGUGGGAUUACCCCGCUGGCGGCUGUCCUCGUAGCUCUUCUCCCGAGAGAAGAAUAAGGGAUUCUUUUAGCUCUGCUGCCGUAUCGGGAGUAAGCAGCACUUGCAACGGAGUCCGACCUCCGGCUGGUUCCAGGGGAAGUGCUUGUAGGCUGAGCGAGCCCCUCGCGGGUUUGCGGGCAGGCUUUCUCCUUCCGCCCCCUUUGCCGGAUUUGCUUCUUGGCAGUUUGUCGUCUGUUUUCCCUGCCGUGGAGGUUCCCACGGGGAGAAAAGCCUCAGUUCCGCUCUUCCGAUUUGCGACCCGCAGCGCCGGUGGCCUGGAUAUCUAUACCGAGGUGGACGAGUGGCCCCAGUCCUUGAGGGAAGUCAACGAUGGGCCCUUCUCUCCUGUUCUCUGUGCAGCUAACGUCUCUGUUCGCCAUUGUCUGGACAAGGGAGACGUGCACUACGCCCAUUUUCACAUCCUCUCUCCGGAGGCAGCUGUUGGGGUGCCCAAAAUCCACACCCAGGUCAAGGUGAACGGACUCUUGCUGAUGUCUCACGACCACCGCACCAACCAGCUAACCCCCAGGAAUGGGUACCCCAAGGAACAGAUGGGGGACACUACCUUUUGGCAAGUGAUGGAUGUCCAGUGCCACUACUGGGAGACGUGGGCUGAAAACAUCUUCAGGAACCUGGUGCGGGAGAUGAACUCCACCUUGCCCCAAUCAAAUCUUUAUUACAUGCAGGUCCUCCACACCUGCGAUCUGGACGAGGGCACGGGAGCCUUCCGGCACCUGAGCCGCUACGCCCUCAACGGGGAGGACAUGCUCUACUACCAAGGCGGUCCAAAGCGAUGGUUGUCCUCUCACCCAGCGGCGGCAGCCAUCGCCAAGACCUGGAACCGGGAGACGGACAAGGUGGCUGGCCUUGACACGUACACCGCUGAGGGCUGCAAGGCCCACAUCCACCGGACGGCCCCGUUUGCCACUCGCAAGAUGGACCAGCCUGUGGUGACUGUGUAUUCCAGAAAAAGGACCGAGGGACAACUGUACCUCGUCUGCCACGUUGCCGACUUUUACCCUCAAGCCAUUGAGGUGAAAUGGGAAUGGAGAGGCCAGCCUGUCAGUGAAGAGCAGGUGACCGGUAGCAGGGUCCUCCCUAACGCAGACCACACGUUCCAAACCCAGCUUCAGAUAUCGCUUGAAGAAUCAGGGGCUGACCCUGACAAAUACGAGUGUGUGGUCCAGCAUGCCAGCCUGGGAGAAAUACCUCUGAGAGUGUCGUGGGGCUGCGAACAACGGAGAGUUCCCCUCUGGGCUGUGAUUGUCAUUCUGUCCGUCCUGGCAGUAUUGGGACCAGCCACACUUACCUCUUGGCUCAGGAAAAGGAAAAGCACCUCAGCUGUUCAAAGAAGGAACAUUGUCUAUUCGGUCGCCACCACCUCUUAAAUACUGGAAAAUCUGCCCACACGUUUUAACAAAUACUUUCGACGACACAAAGGACUAGCUUCCGUUAUGGCGAUUUAUGCACUUGCGGUCUGCUUUGUGUUGCGCAUUCAUUCCCUUCAGGUUGGCUUCUCUGUAACCAGGGGCGUAUCGAAGGAAAAUGGAGCCUGGUGCAAAAUCUGAGUUUUCCGCCCCUGACCCCCGAAUGAGCU